GUGUUCUGAAUGCUCCGAGUCUGCUCAUCUACAGCACCAACACAGUUCAAUCCAAUGCAAUGAGACACGCUUCCUGCAGCGUUUUCAGAUCGUGUGCUUGCACAACACUGACUCAUACGUGCCUAAAUUUGGCAGUGCCCUGACUUACCGCUGUGUGUUACCUGACAAAGGGAGCGAGCCUACUGAUUUCGGCAAGAAUGAAACCGGAAUUAACAUUUUUCCUUUUAUACACUGGGAGUUCCAUGGGCCCCCUCGGGAGCGCUUUUCUUUGGAAGAUGACGGGGUGGGGGGAAUAUCUAUCUUUCUCGUUUCGUACUGGACAAUAGAAAUAUUCCUGUUUGUCUCUUGCGAACAAUAA
Molecule: messenger RNA, 358 nt
Organism: Pelobates cultripes (western spadefoot toad)
Lineage: Eukaryota; Metazoa; Chordata; Amphibia; Anura; Pelobatidae
Source: the annotation of a GenBank genome assembly